CCUUCAAGCACUCACAACGAAACGCAUGCAGACCAGCUGUCAGCUGUUUGCUGUUUUGAUAUUUACUCUCCGCCAAUCCAAUCUCCGUGUGAUUCAUCAUUAGGAAAAACCAUCACAAAUAUUUAGAAGUCUCGAAGCUAAGGUCUAAACUCUCACAAAAUUGCAAAAUGUUCAACAAUCUGUUCGGAAAGAAGCCCACCGUAAAGGAGCAGCAACGGGAGAACGACCGAUCGCUGCGGAAAGCUACAAGGGACAUCGAACGAGAGCGCCGGAAAAUGGAGGAGGAGGAGCGUAAGUUGGAACUGGAAAUAAGACGCAAUGCCGCCGCUGGAAACAACGAUGCCUGCCGUAUCCUGGCCAAGCAGCUGGUGGAGAUAAGGAAGCAAAAGUCGCGCACCUAUGCAGCCUCCGGAAAGAUCCAGUCCAUUGGUUAUCAGAACAAGAACAUGGGCGCCAAUAUUGCCCUCAGCGAGGCCAUGGGUACCACUGCCAAGACGAUGGGUGAAAUGAACAAGGUGAUGCGACCGGAGGCUAUUGGGGAAACCGUACGCCAGUUCCAAGCGGCCAACAUGAAGAUGGAGAUGACCGACGAGAUGAUUAACGACACAUUGGACGACAUGCUGACCGAGUCCGGCGACGAAGAGGAAUCCAAUGCCGUGGUCAACAAGGUUCUCGACGAGAUUGGCAUCGAGAUUUCCGGAAAGAUGUCCAGCAUCCCGGCCACGGGAACCUCAGACUUCGAGACGAGUGGCAAGCGUACGGAGAAGGACAUUGCCGAUCAGCUAGCCAAGCUGCGCUCUUCUUAGUCCAUAGACUUUUGCUAUUCUUUUUGUAAUUACUGUGAACACCGCUGUUAUCCAUAGACCGUAAGGAAAUAUAUUUAUGUACACCGCUUA
Messenger RNA from Drosophila rhopaloa, 896 nucleotides. It is a transcript of the gene CHMP2B, whose product is annotated as charged multivesicular body protein 2b-B. The record is from RefSeq and is a predicted model, not a curated record. Gene Ontology annotation, cellular component: ESCRT III complex; multivesicular body. The coding region runs from base 168 to 806 and encodes 212 amino acids. The transcript has a single exon. Gene Ontology annotation, biological process: late endosome to vacuole transport; protein transport; endosome transport via multivesicular body sorting pathway. NCBI's taxonomy places the organism in Eukaryota, Metazoa, Arthropoda, Insecta, Diptera, Drosophilidae.